AUGUACUGGCUCAAGCGUCCCCACCAGUGCGACGCGGGCGCGGGCGGGCGCCGCGGGGGCGCCGCGGCCCCCCGCGAGUGGAACGUCGCCUACGCGCUGGGCGGCGCGGACGACGAAGAAGAAGGCGGCGGACCCGGGCCCCGCGCGGCUGCCGAGGAGCCUCGAGACUCGGAGCUGUCGGAGCUAUCUGACACCGACCCCCUCUCUGAGCCCGACCCGGCGGCGCGUGACGCCCCCAGUCCCCACCAGGAUGGGGCGCCAGCUGCGUGCUCUGCCCCGGGGCCCGGGCCUCGCGGUGGCCGCUGCCUGGAGUGGAGGCCGGCGCUGGGACCCUCUCCGGGACAGGGUGUGGAGACCCUGGAGUCUGGGGAUGUGGAAGAGGAGGGAGUCCCCUCGAAGCUCCGCGUGGAUGGGGAGCCCAAGGCUGGCAUCCGGCGCCGGCGAAAGGGCCCCGGGAGGCACUGGGUCCCAGAGGCCCGGGCCAGCGUCCUGAGGGGCGUACAGGAUCCUUGGCAAGGGCCUUCAGUGCAGGUGGCCCCUGCAGAGGGAAGGAAAGGAGCUUCUUUGGGCAGGGUUGCCAAGACUCCCGAGAGCAGGCCACUGGGGGAGAGCCGUGGGGGCUACUGCAUGUCUGAGGACAGUGACAUCAACAUUACCAGCGAGGAGGAGGACCGCAAGGAGCAGCCUCUCCCAGGCCCCCGAGGCCCCAAAGACAAGGAAAAUGGUAGUUGCCGUGCUUCCCGGGUUCCCCUGGAGAGCCGGGCAGCACCACCAGAGGGCCUUUGCUGCUACAUCUGCGGGUCAGCGCUGUCCCCGGCCUCGCAGCACCAGAUCCACGUGCAGAAGCAGGAGAAGCUGGCCCAGGCCCCCUUCUUCCCCUUCCUGUGGCUGCACAGCCCGCCCCCGGGGGCACAGCCCAUCAGCGAGGGUGGCAGCACCCUGGUGUGCCCCUGCUGCUUCUCGUCCCUCAUGCAGCAGUGGCAGAGCUUCGAGCUGGCCCGUGUGCCCGUCCUGCAGCGGCUCUACGUGGUGCCCCUCAACAGCCACGCUCCCGGCAUGGCCUUCAAGGGCAGGCGGCUCCUGAGGGAAGAGGGCCCACCCGCUGGCUCCCUGCCGGAGGCCUGCUACCUCUGCGGGGAGGACUGCACCCAGGACGCCCGGGCCGUGGCCUCCAGGAGCCUCAAUGGCAACGCCAGGGCCUCCAUGCAUUUCCCCUUCCUCAGCCUCCUGCCCUGCCCGCCCAAUGCCCAGGGCCCCAACAAGCGCUGUGAGGUCCGCAGCUGCCCCAGGUGCUUCAGCGUCCUGGAGGACGUCUGGGCCCUGUACCGGGCCUGCCAGAACGAGGAGCUCAUCACCUCAGUGCAGGGCUUCCUGGGCAGGUACCACCAGGCCUUCUCUGCCUCCGACCCUACUCUCUCCGAGCCGCCCUUGUCAGCCCAGGGCAGCCCGGCAUCGAUUUGCUAUAUCUGUGGGGCUGAGCUGGGCCCCGGGAAGGAGUUCCAGCUCAACGUGAACCCAUCCAGCCGCUUGGGUGAGAAGGAGCCCUUCUUUCCCUUCCUCACCGUCUAUCCGCCCGCCCCACGCGCCAGGCCUGCCGACGCCACCGGCCUGGUGGCCGCCUGUGUGCUCUGCUACCACGACCUGCUGGGCCAGUGGCUGCGGCACGAGGCCCGCAGCGCCCACCACGCCGUCAGCCCCUGGUCUCGGCAGUACCGCGUGGAGACAUUCGUGUGCUUCUUCUGCCAGCAGGAGAAGAAGCGGUGUCUCGGGCUGAAGGCCGUGCGGGUGGCCCGGCUGCCCUUGUUUCUCUACACUCUGCGAGCGAGCCACAGCCUGCUAGUGGAUGACGGGCGGCAGCUGGUCAUCGGCGCCUGCACAGAGUGCGGGACCCUGGUGUGCGCUGGCCAGGGGCUCCCUCGCCAGGCACCCGUGGGCUGGAGCUCCCCGGUGGCAGCUGCGAGGAAGGUCACGUCUGCAUCUCUUGAGACAUCGACAGCCAUCCACCCUCCCGCCCAGGAGCCCGAGCCUCGGCCGGGUGCCCCAGCAGAGAGCCUGCCCAGGGGCCCCAGGACCAGCCAGGAGCAGGGGCCAGCCCGGUGUCAGCAGAGCGGCUUGGACGGGGCCGGCCCGGACCUCACGGGCACAGGCAUGAGCCAUGAGCCCAAGUCCCCUUCGCUAGGGAUGCUCUCCACCGCGACCAGGACCACUGCCACCGUCAGCCCCCUCACCCCCUCGCCGCUCAAUGGCGCCCUGGUGCCCAGCGGCAGCCCCGCCUCCAGCAGCGCGCUGUCGGCCCAGGCUGCACCUUCCUCCAGCUUCGCCGCCGCCCUGCGCAAGCUCGCCAAACAGGCGGAGGAGCCCAGAGGGUCUUCACUGAGCAGCGAGUCGUCCCCCGUCUCCUCUCCGGCCACCAAUCACAGCUCCCCGGCCAGCACGCCCAAGCGCGUGCCCAUGGGCCCCAUCAUCGUCCCCCCUGGGGGACACAGCGUCCCCAGCACGCCCCCCGUGGUGACCAUCGCCCCCACCAAGACCGUCAAUGGCGUCUGGAGGAGUGAGAGCCGCCAGCAGGACGCCGGCUCCCGGGGCAGUGGCGGUGGCCGCGAGCGCCUCAUUGUGGAGCCCCCGCUGCCCCAGGAGAAGGCGGGGGGCCCGGCCAUCCCCUCCCACCUGCUCAGCACCCCCUACCCCUUUGGCAUCUCGCCUAGCUCCGUGGUGCAGGACUCCCGCUUCCCACCACUGAACCUGCAGCGGCCUGUGCACCACGUGGUGCCCCCCAGCACGGUGACCGAGGACUAUCUGAGGAGCUUCCGGCCCUACCACACGGCCGAGGACCUCCGCGUGUCCUCCCUGCCUCCGCUCGGCCUGGACCCAGCCACCGCCGCGGCCUACUACCACCCCAGCUACCUGGCCCCACACCCCUUCCCGCACCCGGCCUUCAGGAUGGAUGACUCCUACUGCCUGUCAGCCCUGCGGUCCCCCUUCUACCCCAUCCCUGCCCCCGGCUCCCUGCCCCCACUGCACCCGUCGGCCAUGCACCUCCACCUCUCAGGGGUCCGCUACCCUCCUGAGCUCUCCCACUCAUCCCUGGCGGCACUGCACUCGGAGCGGAUGUCCAGCCUCAGCGCUGAGAGGCUGCAGGUGGACGAGGAGCUGAGGCGGGAGAGGGAGCGGGAGCGGGAGCGGGAGGCCGACCGUGAGCGCGAGAAGGAGCGGGAGCGCGAGCGUGAGAAGGAGCGCGAGCGUGAGAAGGAGCUGGAGCGUGAGAAGGAGCGGGAGCUGGAGCGCCAGCGGGAGCAGCGCGCCCGCGAGAAGGAGCUGCUGGCCGCCAAGGCGCUGGAGCCGGCCUUCCUGCCCGUGGCCGAGCUGCACGCGCUGCGGAGCCACGCCGCCGAAGAGCGGGCCAAGCCCUCGGAGCAGCUCACCCCGACCCGUGCAGAAAAGCUGAAGGAUGCGGGCCUGCAGGUGCCCAAGCCGGUGCAGCACCCCCUGCACCCGGCAGCCGCCCCGCCCCACGCGGCGCCCGGCCUCCUCGCCGGCCACGGGCUCUUCUCGCUGCCGGGCAGCAGCGCGGCCACAGCCCUGCUCCUGCAGCGCACCAACGAGGAGGAGAAGUGGCUGGCGCGGCAGCGGCGCCUGCGGCAGGAGAAGGAGGACCGCCAGUCACAGGUGUCGGAGUUCCGGCAGCAGGUGCUGGAGCAGCAGCUGGACCUGGGCCGGCCGCCGGCGCCCGCGGACCCCGAACACCGGCCAGAGAGCGCCAGGCCGGGACCGACCCGCCACGAGCCGGGCAGCCGCGAGCCCCCCCAGCACUUUGGCGGGCCCCCACCGCUCAUCUCACCCAAGCCCCAGCACCCCGCGGUGCCCACGGCCCUCUGGAACCCCGUGUCCCUGAUGGACAGCUCACUGGAGCCACGGCGCGCCCCCGAGGGCCACCCCCUGCACGGCCACCCUGCCCCGUUCGAGCCCAGCCGCCCGGCCGCUGUCCCGCUGGUGAAGGUGGAGAGGGUCUACUGCCCAGAGAAGGUGGAGGAGGGGCCCCGCAAGCGCGAGGCUGCCCCCCUGGACAAGUACCCGCCGCCGCCCCGGGAGCCGGGGUCCCUGGAGACGCAGGCCUUCCCCCCCGGACCCGGGCCCUUCCUGGCAGAGCUCGAGCCGGCCGCCCCAACUGUCUUGGGCCAGCCCCGGGCCUCGCUUGCCCCGCCGGCCACCUUCGGGGAGCCCCCCGGACCCCUGAAGCCAGGCUCGCCCUACCGGCCACCGCCGUCUCGGGGCCCCGACGCGGCCUACGUCUACGACGAGCUCCUGCAGCGGCGCCGGAGGCUGGUCAGCAAGCUGGACCUGGAGGAGCGGCGGCGGCGGGAGGCCCAGGAGAAAGGAUACUACUACGACCUGGACGACUCCUACGACGAGAGUGAUGAAGAGGAGGUCAGGGCCCACCUCCGCUGCGUGGCCGAGCAGCCGCCCCUCAAACUGGACACAUCCUCUGAGAAGCUAGAGUUUUUGCAACUUUUUGGCUUGACCACCCAACAGCAGAAGGAGGACUUGCUGACCCAGAAGCGGAGGAAGCGCCGGCGGAUGCUGAGAGAGCGCAGCCCGUCGCCCCCACCGGCGCGGAGCAAGCGGCAGACGCCCUCGCCCAGACUGGCGCUGUCCACCCGCUACAGCCCCGACGACAUGAACAGCAGCCCCAACUUCGAGGAGAAGAAAAAGUUCCUGACCAUCUUCAACCUGACCCACAUCAGCGCCGAGAAGAGGAAAGACAAGGAGAGGCUUGUUGAGCUGCUCCAGGCCAUGAAGCAGAAGGCGCUGUCCGCCGCGGUGGCAGACCCGCUCAGGAGCUCUCCGAGGGACAGUCCUGCCGUGUCCCUGAGCGAACCCGCCACGCAGCAAGCCUCCCUGGACACGGAGAAGCCCGUGGGCAUCGCCGCCUCCUUGUCUGACGUCCCGAAGGCCACGGAGCCUGGGAGGCUGGAACAGCUCCGGCCUCCGGAGCGCGUCCAGGAGCCAGCCCCCACCAGCGGUGAGAAGGCCAGGCCGAGUGAGGCCCCCGGGGGCAAGAAGAGCCUGAGCAUGCUCCACUACGUCCGGGGCCCCGCGCCCAAGGACAUCCCCGUGCCACUGUCGCACAGCAUCAAUGGAAAGAGCAAGCCGUGGGAGCCCUUUGUGGCGGAAGAGUUUGCGCACCAGUUCCACGAGUCCGUCCUGCAGUCUACCCAGAAGGCCCUGCAGAAGCACAAAGGAAGCGCAGCCGUGCUGUCGGCGGAGCAGAACCACAAGGUGGACGCAUCCGUCCACUACAACCUCCCCGAGUUGCAGUCCUCCAGCCGCCUGCCUCUAUCCCAGCACAAUGGGCAGCAGGAGCCCGCCGCCAGCAGGAAGGGCCCCCUGGCGCAGGAGAUGGACCCCGACUCAGAGGAGGAGGACGACGGGGAGGACGAGGAGGAAGACCCCCCCAGGCGCAAGUGGCAGGGGAUUGAGGCCGUUUUGGAAGCUUACCAGGAACAUGUGGAAGAGCAAGAUCUGGAGCGGCAGGUGCUGCAGGCGCAGUGCAGGCGGCUGGAGGCGCAGCACUACAGCCUCAGCCUCACAGCUGAGCAGCUCUCCCACAGCAUGGCGGAGCUGAGGAGCCAGAAACAGAAGAUUGUUUCAGAACGGGAGCGACUCCAGGCGGAACUGGAUCACUUACGGAAGUGCCUUGCGUUGCCUGCAAUGCAUUGGCCUAGAGGUUACUACAAGGGUUACCCGAGGUGA
Rangifer tarandus platyrhynchus (Svalbard reindeer) is the source of this 5751-nucleotide messenger RNA. Lineage: Eukaryota; Metazoa; Chordata; Mammalia; Artiodactyla; Cervidae. The record is from the annotation of a GenBank genome assembly.